CUGAGCUCACGAACUCCAUCCAUUGGGAGAGUUCUCGCCCAAAAAAAGGGAGAAAAUAAACCCACGGGCGCUGCUUAGCAAUCUAGUUAUGGAAACAUAAUAUAGCUAAAUCCGCUUUUGGGCGUCUCUGAUUUGUCAAGCAGCACUUUGCCGAAUCUUGUUUUCCAACAGGAGAGUGCAUUACACUGAAGAUUUCGAUUCGGGACCUUUUCAUUCUACCAUAACGCCAGAAGGAAUUCAUUAGCUAGCUAACGUUAGCUAACUUGCUAUUGCUAGCCAGUGAAGAAUCGGCCAGUAGGUAAACUUCGCAGAGAUCUGGGAAGCUUGUUAGCUAGCUAAUUGUUACCUUGGCUUUACUUUUGGCAUUUUUCCCUCAAAUGGGCGUAGGGCAUCGGCAGAUGGACGCUAUUGCCUUGGUGCUAGGCACUGCAAACACUGUGCAUUUGCUGUUUUGUGGCUUGCACCCCAGCUAACAUAAUUGGUUGUAUCAACUAGCUAGAUAGCCAGCUAAUAGCUCGCUAUUCGGCUUUGUGGAAACAGGCCAUGGACUGAAAGACAUUCAUCAGUGGUCGCAUGCUAGCUUGAUGGCUACCAAUCACAUACUGGAAAACACAAAUUGGAUUCAAGUAUAGAAAAACCCACCUAUUCAAUUUGGACUGUAUGUAUGUGUGCACGUGAAGACCACUAUACAUUAUAAAAAAGUAGACACAUCCUUUUAUAAUGCAUUUGUUUGCUGAGCCCUUUUCCAAACUGGAUAAAGAAACUCAAAGAAAAUAACGGGAUUUUCCACUGAGAAUUGUCAAAAUCAAAAGAAAGAACAUUGCAUUCGACUCUGAACCGAGACAAAAAUACAAUGUCUACUGCAAAAGAAAAUCCAUGUAGGAAAUUCCAAGCGAACAUUUUCAAUAAAAGUAAAUGCCAGAACUGCUUCAAACCCCGGGAAUUGCACCUCUUGACCGACCAAGAUCUGAAUCAGGCCAAACCUAUUUAUGGCGGAUGGCUUUGCUUGGCCCCCGAAGGAACGGACUUUGACAAUCCUAAUCAGAGGUCCCGGAAAUGGCAGCGGAGGUUCUUUGUGCUGUACGAACAUGGGUGUCUUCGCUUUGCUCUGGAUGAGUCGCCCAGCACGCUUCCCCAGGGCACGGUGAACAUGAACCUUUGUUCGGACGUCAUCGAUGCAGAGCCCCGGACGGGCCAGAAGAACGCCCUGUGCAUCAUCACCCCCGAGCAGGAGUACUUCAUCAGGGGAGAAAACAAAGAGAUUAUCAAUGGCUGGACUGAACAGCUGGUGGUGUACCCCCGGACCAACAAGCAGAACCAGAAAAAGAAACGCAAGGUGGAGCCUACCACCUCCCAGGAGCCGGGCCCAGCCAAGGUGGCGGUGACUGGCUCGGGGAUCCCAGAGGCAGAGAAGGUUCCAGACUCAAGCUCCAUCAUCUGGCAGGAGGAGCUGAGCCAGAGGGAGGCGGAGGGGGCGUCCGUGUGGUCCGUGGCCGACCUGCCCGCGCUGGGCUCCCCGCUGGCCCCCGCAGGCGAGGGCUCCUCUGCAGGGCGCGGCUCGGACGCCGGCUCCCUGAACGGCGACGAGGCGGACCGCGGCGGCCCGCCGCUCCACGGCGCCGCCCCGCACCCCCCCCACGGCCUCCUCUCCCCCACGGGCUCCUGCUCCAGCCUGGGGGGCCUCCCGCGGUGCCUCUCCCCGGCCCCCAGCGACCCCUUUCCCUCCGGCAGCUCGCUGCUCUCCAACGGCUCCCACAUCAGCGGCUCGGUCAGCUCCCUGGACUCGGACGCCAGCGGCAGCACGGUGGCCUCCACGGAGAGUCACCCGCGCCAGCCGCACGGCAGCCACGUCGACACGCCGCGGGCGCGCCGCCUGGAGGCGGAGGCCAGGAAGGCGGAGAAGAGGAGCCGGGCGCGGAGCCCGGAGAGGGAGGCGGCCGUGUUCAGCCCCGAGAGGAGUCGCUCCGGUGUGAUCGAGAAGCUGGAGGCCCUGGAGCUGGAGAACGCUGAGAGGAUGGAGGUGGAGGAGGCAGGGAGGGGCGGAGGAGGCAGGCAGGGCCGCAGCGAGCACCGACGCUUCCACAGAGAGGAGCAGAGGCAUGACCCUGGCCAGGGCCUGGACUUCCCCUCCACCCUGCCCCCCCUCAGGAGAGCCAAGUCCCUGGACCGCCGCACCACCGAGUCUGUGAUGACCCCUGAUCUACUGAACUUCAAGAAGGGCUGGAUGGUGAAGCUGGACGAGCAAGCCCAGUGGAAGAAGUAUUGGUUCGUGUUGACCGAUCACAGUCUACGCUACUACAAGGACUCCAUCGCUGAGGAGGCCUCAGACCUGGACGGGGAGAUCGACCUGUCCACCUGCUACAACGUCACGGAGUACCAGGCUCAGCGCAACUACGGCUUCCAGAUCCACACCCAGGAGGGCGUGCACACCCUGUCGGCCAUGACGGCAGGAAUCCGCAGGAACUGGAUCCUGGCGGUCAUGAAGAACGUGAGGCCCUCCUCCACAGCCCCGGAUGUGGCCAGCUCCACUGAGGACCACGGCUCCUUCGCCCCCUCGGAGGCCCUGUCGAGGCCCGACGUGACCCACGACUUCCCCUCCUCCUCCGAGGCCUCCUCCGCGGAGCGGGAGCCCGGCCAGGGCCCCAAGAAGAGCCGGGCGCGCGAGCGCCGGCGCGAGGGCCGCUCCAAGACCUUCGACUGGGCCGAGUUCCGACCCAUCGCCCAGGCCAUGGCCCAGCAGCGGGCCCAGGAGGCCGAGCCCCUGCAGGCCGACCCGGGAGACCCCGAGCGGAGCCGUCGGAGGGAGGAAAGGAGGAAGAGGUACGAGUCCGUGACCGGCUCCUCCGCGGAGCCGGCGGGGGGGGAGAGGGCCCCGGGGGAGGGCCCUGCGGGGCCGGCGUCUGUGGACAGGCACCAGAAGGUGGAGGAGGUGAUCGAGCAGCACUGGCAGCAGGUGGAGAACACGCCCAUACGGGAGGAGAGGAGGGUCCCCCUGCCGUCGGCUCUGCAGACCAGGGACACGGCCGAGCUGGAGAAACUGCUGGAGAGCUACAAGAAAGGGGUAGAAGAGCUGAAGGGACAGCUGGACAGCUGUCACCACCAGCUGCUGGACUCCAACCAGCACAAGCAGGAGCUGGAGCUGCAACUGAGGACGGCUCUGGACAGAGAGCAGCACGUCCGCACGGGAUACAUCUCCCCUCUGGAGCAUCCGACCGGUCUGGAUGCCGAUGUUGCGGCCCAGAUGAAGAGGCCUGAACUGGUUAGUUCUCAGGCUCAGAGCUUGACAAAGAAGUACCAGGAGACCAAAGAGCUCCUGCAGCUGCAAGAACUGAAAAAGCGCAAUAUGCAGGCACAGCUUGGCCUCUCGCUUUCUCACACCUCCGCCGAGGAACCUUCCCUUUCUGAACCCCCAAAAACACCCAGUCCGGAAAUCCCUCCCCCCGACCUUGUCCAGAAAACAGUUAGUUUUGUCAUCCACGAUAGCGCAGACAGGAUUCUUAAGAUAGAGGAAUUAACAGCAGGCCAGCCACUAACCCUAAGUGUGUUAGUUACGAUCCUGCGAUCACUUGAGGGUGUGAGUCAGGAAGUGGAUAGACAGGGUAGCUGUCAGAAGCUUCUGGACACAUGGAAGCAUCAGCAGGAGGCGGAGAACGAAACCAUAAAGAAGAGCUUAGCCAAGGCAGGCGAAAGCAUCCGAAACUACGAGUCUCGUCUUUUGACCAUGGAGGACAUGCUGGGGAGGGUUCAUAAGCAGAAGGUGGAGAGCCUCAAGAACCCGUAUGGCCCUCUCUGCAAGAUCGAAGACCACCCGGAAAUGCACGAGAUCACCAUCGGGACGCUGUCACAGAGGGUCGAGCUGCUGACCUGCCAGAACGCAGCGCUGACGCAGCGCUACCAGGAGAUGCUGAACCAGCUCACGGAGGCGGACAGGGAGAUAGACCGGCUGAAAGCGGAGCUGAGCGCCCUGCAGGAAGGGAAACGGCACCUGCUGCUCGUGGAGGAGCUGAACCGCGUCAAGGAGCAGCUGGCCGAAAGCGAGGCCAGCGCGAUCGACAGGGAGUACUACGAGAGAGAGCUCAACGAGAAGUCCCACAGGCUCCAUGAAGCCCUGGUCACGUUGGAGAUGUUGGGAGACAGUCUGAAGGACACGGAGAGGAGACUGCAGCUGAAGGAGGCCACGCUGAGAGGCCUGGGGUUCCACAUGGAGGACGGCCGGGCGGACCCGUCCCAGCUGGAGGGAGAGCGACUCAGAGAGCAGCUGGCCGCCACGGAGGCCAAGCUGGCCGAGACUGACGAGCUCCUCCAGUCCACUGAGGGGCGCUGUAGGGAACUCCAAGCCCAGAACGCAGAGCUUAAAACCAGGUGUGAGGAGGCUGUUUGGGUCGGUAGUCGGAAGCUUCUAGAGGCGCAGAAUGAAAGACGGACGACGCAAACCGGGUCAGGGGAAGAGGGGAUAGCAAGUAGGGCUAGAGAAGAAGCGACGGCACAUGUUGUUGAUGAAGAACGGAUGCAGACGGACGAGAAGCAGGUUGUAGACGACGGGGUUAUACAGGAAGUAGUAGGGGACCUCAAGAUGAAGUCGGUGGCCCUCAGCACGGUGUUAGAGAUGCUGGUGAAGGUAGACUGUAACGUGGAGAAGAUGCGUAGCGAUUGGAGAAGCACUUUACUUAGCACGGAUCGCCUUGAGACUGCAGGAGAGGAGCGAGUCGAAGUGAGUGAGAGGCUGGUGGAGAUGUUGGUAGCGGGAGUGGAGUUCUGGAGCCAGCUGCUAGGCGCUAUUAAGGUCAGCCCCGGAUGCUCACAAAGUGAACCUUCCUUUGAAAGGCGUGUUGCCGAGCGGAUGGUGGCAGAGAAGAGUGCUCUGAUUUUGGUGAGCCGGCGAGCACCUCAGAUGAAGGUUGACGGCGAAGAGACAAUGUCUGAGUUGGUGUCCGACACUGUUGUUUUGAAAGAUCUUGUGGAGACUUUACGAGAGAAAGUGCGUUUGUUCACCCAAAUUGCCUCCGCCGUCACCAUGUCGACCAACAGCAAGCUAAUGUCCUUGAUUCUAGCUAGCUUUUCAGGCAGUCCCCAGAAACGUUGGUCGGAGUAUCUGUCGGACGCCAUGACGGAGGCUCACAACUCCUAUCUCCUCAGUAGGCUCAAGUUCCAACAUGUCCUACAGCCGAACGCCAGCCAGGUUCAAACUGGCAGCUCCGACUGUCCAAACUGCCUUUGGCUUCAAAACCAGAACAGAGAUCUCCAAUGCAAACUGCAAGACCUUCAAAAUCGUCUGUCAGACAAGGAAAGCCAAAGAGGAGACGACCAAACAACAACACCAAAAACACACAUUCAAAUUGAGGGAGAGCCCAUAGACUCCCUGGACAAGGCCAUUCAGCUCCAAGAUAUGAUCGCCAAGCACAAGAAGGAGCUGCGUGAGGUGAAGGACGUCUACGAACGGGAGGCUGAGAAGCUCCGGCAAGAAGUGGCCAUGGCGGGCGAGACUCUGCGCUUGCUGUCCGAGGAGAACGUGAAAGAGAUCGACUCCCUCACCGUCUGCAUGGAGAACCUGAAGCGGAAGCACGAGGCCGAGAGGGGGAACAUCUUGGAGAGGUUCCAGGGGGAGAUGGAGGAGCUGCGAAGCGUGCUCGGCCCGGGAGGAGAUGCCCCUGACGGCCCGGAGGGUCGUGGAGCACCGCCCACCGAGUCCUCCCCCUCCACCCUCAAAGAGCGUCUCCAGGAGCUGGUGGCCCAGGUCUUGGCCCUGACGGAAGAGAUGAGGCGGCGCGAGCAACAGGGAGACACGACGACGCUCCGGCUGAAAUACGAGAAAGAUCUGGAAAGCCUGAAGGCCACCUGUGAGCGGGGCUUCACCGCCAUGGAGGAGUCCCACCAGAGGGUGGUGGACGAGCUCCUGCGGAAGCACCAGCGCGAGCUGGAAAACCUGCAGGAGGAGAAGGAUCGGCUGCUGGCCGAGGAGACGGCCGCCACCAUCUCUGCGAUCGAGGCGAUGAAGAACGCCCACCGGUCGGAGCUGGAGAAGGAGCUGGAGAAGGCGCGCAAGACCGGCAACAACACGGAGAACGCGGACAUCGAGGAGAUCCGCAGGCAGCACGAGGAGGAGCUGUGCUCGUUCCAGCGGGAGAUCGAGGUGCUGUCAGAGCAGUACUCCCAGAAGUGCCUGGAGAACGCCCACCUGGCCCAGGCGCUGGAGGCCGAGAGGCAGGCCCUCCGCCAGUGUCAGAGGGAGAACCAGGAGCUCAACGCACACAACCAGGAGCUGAACAACCGCCUGGCAGCAGAGAUCACCAAGAUGCGCUCCAUGACCAGUGAGGAGGGAGACUGCUGCACCCUGGUCCAGGGCAAGGAGCUGUAUGAGCUGGAGGUGAUGCUGAGGGUGAAGGAGUCUGAGGUGCAGUACCUGAAGCAGGAGAUCAACUCGCUGAAGGAUGAACUUCAGGCAGCCCAAAGAGAUAAGAAGUAUGCGACGGACAAGUACAAGGACAUCUACACAGAGCUGAGCAUCGUGAAGGCCAAAGCGGAGCGGGACCUGGGCCGGCUGAGAGACCAGCUGCAGCUGGCCCACGAGGCCCUGGGGGAGCCCUCGCUGGAGGAGGUGGAGCGAGGAGGCUACGAUAUCAUGAAGUCCAAAAGCAACCCAGACAUUCUCAAGAUGGCCGCUGCCGCCGCCAAACGCUCAGAGCGCACCAUGAGGUCAAAGAGUCUGAAGGAAGGGCUGACAGCUGAGCAGAGACUCCACCUGUUCGACAACAAAGACACUAAGGACUUCUGACAGGGACGUGUAGUCCACCAACGCUGCAUGUUUAGAGGCUCACUAUAUUUUAGCUCUGUAAUGUACUUACUUAGAAACACACUGGUCACAAACACACACGCAAUGUGUGUAUAUAUAUGUAUAUAUAUAUAUAUAUAUAUAUACAUACACAAUAUAUAUAAAAAACACAUGGUAUAAAGUUUCAAUUUCAUGUCGAUAGAAGAAGAGUCUGCAUUCUAUGCACUUCGGUUACUGUGACAUUUGUUUUGCGUUUUGAUUGCCAUGUCUUACUGUAAAUACUCUGUAUUGUUUUUAAUGAAGCGUCUUAUCAAGCAUACACUAAAUCGUGACUGAGUAAGCUACUGUUUUAACUCCUCAGACCGUUGUUAGCCAAAGGAGUAAGUGACGGCUAAACACAUUGAUGAUUGAAUAACCCUCACAUAACCAAUGGUAGGAACGAUGUUGCCUUCAGGCCUGUGUAUUCUGCUUGGUGUGGUCAGUGUGCACAUGUUGAAGCUUUCCUCCAAACCCCUUAUCAUUUCAGCACAGAUGGAAGUCUUGCUAAAUAAACAAGCUAUGGGAAGAAAAGAUUUGCCUGCAUCACUGUACAAGUAAACUAGCUGUUGCACAGGAUAUUGCUCAUUCAAUGCCUGAGGUGUUGGCUUGCAUAUGGUGAAUACUCAUCAUAGAUUAUGUUUUUCUGAAAUCGUGGACCGUUUUGAAAUUAUCCCGUGACAGGUGACUGCUGAAUGCGUAUGGAUGGGAUUUGCUUGUUAUGAAAAUGAAUAUAAAUAUAUAUAUUUACAUUGAUAUAGUUUUUCUCCCAUCUCUCUGUAAUGAUAUUGGUCCAGUUUAUGGGAGGGAGUUCUUGGGUUAUGUUUGUAGUCAUGUUCAGUGGCAGUCCCUGUGUAUUUAUUUAAAUGUUUUGGGGUUUUGUUGCUCAUUCCCAUUCUCACUGUACUCUCUUAUUGUAAAUAUACAGCAAAUGUACACCAACUGACAACAGAUUUAUUAGCAAUAAAUAUUUUUGCACCAUG
This is a messenger RNA of Hypomesus transpacificus, 7788 nucleotides long. It is a transcript of the gene mpripb, whose product is annotated as myosin phosphatase Rho interacting protein. NCBI's taxonomy places the organism in Eukaryota, Metazoa, Chordata, Actinopteri, Osmeriformes, Osmeridae. The transcript is spliced from 25 exons. The coding region runs from base 854 to 6772 and encodes 1972 amino acids. Gene Ontology annotation, molecular function: actin filament binding. Gene Ontology annotation, biological process: actin filament organization. The record is from RefSeq and is a predicted model, not a curated record. Gene Ontology annotation, cellular component: actin cytoskeleton.